Molecule: messenger RNA, 2962 nt
Organism: Argiope bruennichi
Lineage: Eukaryota; Metazoa; Arthropoda; Arachnida; Araneae; Araneidae
Exons: 3
Coding region: 137-556 (139 amino acids)
Source: RefSeq, a predicted model, not a curated record
CGCAACGUGUUCGAAAACUUUCUUCCUCGCCUCUACGCAAAUAUUUCUCUUAAAUCCCCAAACUCACCUGCCGCGCCGCGAGCUUGGUCUCGCUCGCUUGGAGUCAGAGUUCAUUCGUGAAUUGUGGACAUCGGACAUGCCGUACCUGUAUGUGGAGACAGCCAGGGAGAGGCUUUGCAGAGGCAGCAGGUUGAUGCUUGGAGGCUUAUGCAAUGGCACUCUCGUUCCCAGCGCACUGAAAGCUGUCAGAGAAAAAACACACCACCAGACAGUGAAAAUAGUAUUUCCAGAACAGUCCACAGAUGCUGUUAUCUACGUUACAGUUGUUGUCGUUUUUUACGCAGCCAUCAUACUCAUCUUGGUUGGAACCAACAUUCAUCGAUUUCGACGCACGAGAGCAGCGAAUGCCUCAUUGGCCGCUGGCGAAAAUUGCGAACCCAAACAACAAGUGGUCGUUCGCUUGGAUCAUCAUGAGAGGGCCUACCAAGUAUCUGCCAGCCCUGAAGAAAUAAAAGCAGAAGUGGAAAACCAAGAGACAGAUGGUGCUCUUGUCUGAUCAUGGAGCUGCAUUUACGACAAGAGCACUGGAAUCCCCUAUUUUUAUGUAUAGGUGUUGUUUGUGUGUCCCGUUUUGUGUCCAUAGAGGUCCAAUCACGAUGGCUGGGUAGUAUGUAGAGUAUUCAUUUGUUACAAAUUCUUAUAACGCGUGAAUAUGAAAUCAUAAAUAUGUAUGAUAAUGUUGUGCAUAUGAUGUUAAAAAGUUCACAUAUGUUUCAAAGAUAUUUCAACAUUUAUCUAAAAUGUGUUUUUUUUUUCGAUAGUAAAAAUGGGUUCAUCAGGGGAAAUGAUGUUUUGAUUUGAUAUGAAUUGUGUUAAUAGAAAAAGUUUAGCACAGUACGUUAUUUCUGAUUUAUUUUAGAGGUGUGAAUUAUAAAAAAAAUAAUUCCCACCUAUUUCACAAAUUUAAAAGUUUUUAUUAAUAAAUUUUACUUAAAUUAUUUGGAAGUUGCUUCUUCAAGUCUUAAAUCAGAAUAAACAGUGUGAAAAAAAAAACCCUAGGUAAUCUGUGAAGACCUAAAAUUUGAAAUUCAUAACCUUGUUUAUUGAUAUGAAGGUUUACUGAUUUUGGCCUUUGCAAUUGUUGAAUUACAUGCAAAAGAUAAAAAAAAAAAGAUAGAAAAAUCUAGAGAUGUAAUUUCAUCUUAAUGUCAUCAUCUCAAACUUACAGCAAAAUAUUGUUUUAAGAAUUCUGCUAACAAAAUAUCUUGUGAUUUCAUUUCUGUAAACAUUUCCUAUUAAUUUAAAAGAUUGAUUCUCAUCUGUAGCAUUUAAAAAAAGUCCUUCUGUAUAGAGAAGUUCUCAAAAAGGAAUCUUUGGCCAAUACUUUUCAAUAAGUAAAAUUUAAGGGAAUGCAGCUCUAAAUUUUCUAUAAAACAUAUUUUUUGUCUGAUAAUAAUGCUUUUUUUAUCCUUUCGAAAGCUGAAAAAUUGCAAUUGCUGGAAAUUAUAUAUUGUGAAACCAGUCUGCAAGAAAUUAAAUAUAUAUGGAAGAAUAGUAAACAAAAAAUUGAAACGAAAUCUAUGCCAAGAAGUAAGUUGAUAGAAGUUGAGUUGUAAUAUUUAAUGAAUAAGUUGAUGUAUUUGGUUGGAAAUUAUAUUGACUUGUUUAAUUCUUUUAUCUUAAUCGAAUUUCUUAUUUAGAAUCACAUAAAAAUGAAUUUUUGUUUCCUUCGGCUGUUUUUGGAAUGCUUCAAAUAUAAUCAAAGAAUAUUUGGAACAUAAAGCAUUUUUUCUUUUCAGCCUUUUAAUCCAUAUGACAUACUUAUCUUAAAAUACAUACACAUUUCAAAUUAUUAAAAAUUAUGGAAUGUAUGUAUGCGAGAUGUUCAAUAAAUAAGAUUUACAAUGAUAAAUCUAAGUAGUAGAACAUAUUCAUUGAAAAUAUUGAUCUAGUAUAUAAAAACAAAUUGUUAUGAAUCAGUUAUAUAAAAAGUCUAGCUGUCUUCAUGGCUAGAUGUUUUACAUCAAAUUUGGCGAAUUGAGUAAAAAAUUGGAUAUUUUUAUAAACUGCGUGACACCAAGUCACCAAAUAUGUAUAAUAAGGCUCCAAAAAUCGGUAAUAUAUAAAAUUCUUACGUAUUCUUAAUGAAAUAAAUAUGAUGCUUUAUUAUUUAUAGUAAAGUAUGAAUUUUUCUUGUGCCCUUUAAUCCCUGAAUUGUUAAAGUACUAAUUAAAAGGAUCCAUUUUUGUGCAAACAUUGCUUAUUAUGAGGCAAGAAGUUUUUGUGAAAUCAAAUUAUUUCUGUCAAUAGUUUUGUAUUGCAUAAUUUAAAAUUCUGAUAUGAAACAAGGAUAUACUAGUUUACAACGAAAAUAUAUCAAUAUUUCAACAUAUCUGAUAAAGCAUUGAAUAACAGAUAUUUAUAUAAAUAAACAGAUCAAAAAAUUAAUGUAAUUUUGGGAAAGAACAGAGAUAUGGAUAUAUGUAUAGCGAUUAAAAAUAUAUAAAUUUUAUUCUAGUUAGAAAAAUAUUUUUCUAUAAUUAGGAUAAAAAAAUCAAUAUGUAUAUAAAAAAGAAUUUCAUUCAACAUUUUGAAAACAAUAAUAUAUGUUUAUAAAGAAGAAUAUCAUUGAUUUCAAAAAUGAUAUAUAAGGAAUAAUAUUCACCAAAUAUGAUUUUAUUUUGCGAAUAGCAGGGUAUCACAAAACACGACAAGUCACUUUAAUACAUCUAAAGAACAUAUCCAGUUGAAAAGUUUUAAAAGUUAAUGCUCCUGAGAUCCACAUGUUGAUCUUUAUGUGAUUAAAAUGAAAUCGGAAUUUGAGAUAAUUUUUAGUAACAUUUGUAUUUUAUUUUAACAAUCUAAAUAUCGUGUUCUGAUUGUUGACCUUGACUGUUAGGCUAGAUGUUGUAAUAAAUGUGUUGUACUUUAUUGUAUUUCCAUAAAAUGCUAUUUAUCAUCA